Messenger RNA from Pelagomonas calceolata, 1110 nucleotides. The record is from the annotation of a GenBank genome assembly. NCBI's taxonomy places the organism in Eukaryota, Pelagophyceae, Pelagomonadales, Pelagomonadaceae.
CUAGCUUCAUGCUCGGCCCUCUCUUUUUGCACCUCUCUUUUUGCACAGUGGAGGGAGUUAUCGAAAGCAACAGCACGUUGCAGCACUGCUGUGCACGCCUGCGACGCUGCCGCCAUCGAUUUGGGUGCCACAAGCGCAUCUAUCAGCACGCUGCCACCUGUGAAGCGGUGCAGCACGACACCGGCGCACGCUUGGGAACGAGACUAUGGCCCAACCGACGCCGCAAGAGGUCGAGGCCCAAGCCUACGCCUUCCGGCAGCUCGUGCAACACCUGCAGAACACGGCGGACGACGCCCAGAAUAUUGAUGUCAUGAGCGUGGCGGGCAUGUGCCGUAAUUGUGUGGCGAAGUGGCUCCAUCGAGGAUUGGCCUACGCGGGCGACCGCGACGCGUCGUAUGACAGGGCGCUCGAGGUGGUUUAUGGGGAGCCUUAUCCAGACUGGAAGAAAAAACACCAGAAGAAGGCGUCGCCCGAACAGCUGGCGGCUUUUGAAGCUUCUAAACACUUCCACGCCAGGCACCCGCCCGUCGAGAGCGUGAAACCGCGAGUGUGCGCGCUGCCGGCCGCGGGCGCCGAGCCGUGCUGUUAUGAUGAAGACGACGACACAAAACCCCCACCACCACCAUCAAAUUUCCGCCUCGGCUUGAUAACAGUGUCUGACCGAGCGUCGCAAGGCAUUUACGAAGAUGCGACGGGCCCGGCCGUCGAGGGUGUCAUGAGGGGCCACUGCGCUACGGUAAAGCGCCUCUUAGUCCCCGACGAGCAAGCGCAAAUCCAGGAUGCCAUCGCGGACCUCGCAUCAAAAUGCUCGUUGGUACUCACGUGCGGAGGCACGGGCUUCUCACAAAGGGACGUGACGCCCGAGGCGACGCGCGCCGUGUUGGAGAGGGAGGCGCCGGGUUUGAUCGACGUCGUCCACGCCGACGCGCUGAAGACCGGCGAGGACCUCGACUCGCUCCUGUCUCGCGCUUGUGCGGGCGUCGUCGGGGGAUGUGUCGUCGUGAACCUGCCGGGCCGGCCCGCGGCGGCGGCGCGGAACGCGCGGGUGCUGCUGCCGACUCUGGCUAGAGCGGUGGCGAGCGUAACUAACUAAUGUAACAGAGAGAGAGA